This is a messenger RNA of Asterias rubens (European starfish), 1589 nucleotides long. Its product is annotated as UPF0764 protein C16orf89 homolog. Lineage: Eukaryota; Metazoa; Echinodermata; Asteroidea; Forcipulatida; Asteriidae. Gene Ontology annotation, cellular component: membrane; cytosol. Bases 157 to 1281 code for a protein of 374 amino acids. The record is from RefSeq and is a predicted model, not a curated record. The transcript has 8 exons.
UUUUAUAUAGCGUUUCGAUCGUAUGAAGUCGACAUCGACGCCUAGCGAACACUCGAGACUAAAAUACAAAUAGUUGUCACUGUUUGUUUUUUGGGGGGACUUUGAGUGUUGUUUUGCCCGGGCAAAACAAAAACACAAGGGGACUUUAUUCAUGUGAUGGCGAUAUGUGUUGGUCUACUCAAGUGGACGUUUGUGCUGAUCCCACUGGUAGUUUGUUCUGGUGGUUGUAAUGGAGCUCCGUGCGAGGACCUAGCUCGGAGUGUGCUGGGCGCCCUUGAGGGGGCAGUGGGCUUCUUCGCUCGGGAAUACGGCGAGGUGAAUCUAGACGCUGUGGUCGGAGUCCGGAUCGCUCAGAGUCAAUUGCAGUCGGCAUUGACUGAGCUUGACUUUGAGCAUAACUCCAAGCUGAAGGCUUUCCGAGUAGAUAUUGAGGGGUUAUCCAGGAAAGCUGGGACGGUGUGUGAUGAGGCGAUCCCAGUGGUCAAACGGCAGUAUCCAAAAGAUUAUAGAGAUUUAGGGAUGCUAGUCAGUGAUAACUUCUGGAGUACGAGACGGCGCACUGUCAUGAAGAGAACAGACCCGUCUCUGAGCAGCCCUUCACGGCAGCUCAUCGGCUCUGAAACACUCAGCGAACCACUCACGGACAAAUGCAUCAGCGAACUCCUUGGAACAAAAUCCGAACCCUGUAGAAUAACAUCGUCUUGCUGGAAUCUUAUGACACCGCGAGGAUACCGUAGCUACUCCCUCACACAUCAGAUACUCUAUUUCAAAGUUGCAGCACAGCUGGGAUGCGAGUCUCAUAUCACGAAAAGAUUUCACGAUCAGAGGAUGGCUACGGUGAACGUGAACUCCUUAAUGGACGGCUUUUGCUCUGAUGUGUUACGGGAGGCAGAAGCGACCGAGGCGAUGGGAUUUCCCUCUGGCAGUCAAGACCUCUUCAUGGAACAAGUCCUUUUAUGCGGACUCAUAGGUUAUGAAGACUUCUUCAAGUUACCAUGGUUACGGACUGUGCUCAGCUGGCAGGAUGAUAGCGGCUGUUUUACCGGUGAAGAACACCGCCCUCACGCGGACGAGAUUGAAAAAGAUGAAUCGGGUUAUAAGGAAACCUAUGAUUUUUUGCGAGAGCGAAGGAGAGAAAAGGAAAUCAAAGCAAGCGGUUGUUUAAUCCACAAGACUUCGGUUGCAGUUGGUUUAUUGUCCAGUUAUCUUCGUGUACUCCUAGACUCCAUGGCAACGAAACCAUCAAUGGAGAAUUGUAUUGCGCUGUCGCCUGAGAAUUAGUGAGGGGUGUAGUACCGAACGAGUUUUAAAGAUUAUUAUUCGCAAAGAAAUUGUAUAAAAAAGAAGAAGAUUAAGGUUAGGCCUACUUCUCUUAUAUUUGUACUUUUAUGAUUUCACCUUUUCUCACAAGCUGUUAAAGACACUGGACACCUUUGCUAAUAAUUGUCCAAGACCAGUCUUCCCACUUAAAAAGCCGUUUUCUGCAAUUUGGGACAUUACAUGUUUUUGUUGUCCCUUUUCUUUUAGAAUUCCCUUUAAAAUGGAGGAAUCUUAUCCCUGCCUCACAAAAAAAAAAAAAAAAAAAAAAA